Penicillium argentinense is the source of this 1125-nucleotide messenger RNA. RefSeq lists its product as uncharacterized. The transcript is spliced from 3 exons. The record is from RefSeq and is a predicted model, not a curated record. NCBI's taxonomy places the organism in Eukaryota, Fungi, Ascomycota, Eurotiomycetes, Eurotiales, Aspergillaceae. The coding region runs from base 1 to 1125 and encodes 374 amino acids.
AUGCCCAGAAUUCUACCUUGGACGCGCGCCCAGGAUGAUGACAGAUCCGCAGAGCGCGAUUCGCCCUCGCUGAAGCGCGUCAAGCGGGAAUCAUCUUUCAGCGACCAGACGCAUGCAGAGAGGCCGGCGUCACCAAAAGCGAAGCGGGAAUACCUGAAGUCUUCCCCAUCGCCUCCAUAUGCUACCAAACGCGACUCCCCCGUUGAGUCGUUGGCCGAAGUGUCGAAAUACAAGGAACACCUCAAAGAUGGAGUCCUCGACGACACUAAGCCUUUCGAUCGGCCUUCCAAUCACGCGGUGUACAAGACUCCUGGAGAUGAUACCGAUCGACCGACAGAUGGCAGGACUCCUACCUCAAAAGAGAUUCAACUGAAAGGGAAGUCCGAGGCACUUUCGGCGCGUCAGAGUACCGGGCUUGAACAGAUCAAUGCCGAAGACGCGAAGAAAAGUACCGGCAAUGGCAGUAACUACGACGACGAUAAUUUUCGAGGAACUCAUUUGUAUCAUUUGAUGACAACCCCGAAGAAAUCGCGAUCGCUUUUAAACGUCCACGGAAUCGAAAUAAAGUCGUCUACGAGAGCUGCAGCGGGUUUCGGGCCCCCAGCUGCAUUCGUCAUUGGCCCGAAUAGAGCAUCUAACAGUGCUGCAGGUGCUUCGACCGCACCACCACCGGAGAGGAAGUCCCAGGUUCUCACUGGAGAUCUGACACAAUCAAGCGAUGAAGAUGAUCUUGAUGGUCCCAUUCAUCGAGCACCUACGUCUACAUUUACAAAAGCGAUAGAACGACCGGAGCCUAGAAUUUACCAGGAAUCGCCCCGGCCGCGUGAAAGAAUCCCAGAAAAUAAUAUGCAAAAAAAGAACAAGUCCACGAACAAGUCUACAAGUGAGAAACGGAAACCUUCGCCAAAUCGGCAAUCCGGAAAAACCACAGUGGGGUUCAAGUCGAAAAUGCAGUCAUUAUUUGAUGACCUCGACGAACUACCAGAGUCAUCGAGAUUAAAUACAUCUAUAUCCGACACGAAAGACCAUUCUCCUGCAGGUCAGGCAGCCGAUAGGGGAUCUGCCGAAAACAAUUUGGAGUCCAAAAAAUCUCGCUCACAUAACGUUCCGACAUUUUUAGUGUGA